Molecule: messenger RNA, 915 nt
Organism: Sclerotinia borealis F-4128
Lineage: Eukaryota; Fungi; Ascomycota; Leotiomycetes; Helotiales; Sclerotiniaceae
Source: the annotation of a GenBank genome assembly
AUGCCUCCCUCAAAACCAAAGCCUUCAGAGAUUGCUGCGGAAGCUAAGAAAACUUAUAUUCCUUAUAUUCGCAGUGCGUGUCCACAAUGGCCAACUACUUCAUAUCUAUGUCAUUCAGAUUCUCUACGAGAUCAGCCAAUUAGAGAAUCAAGACAGUAUACGUUUGCUUUUUUGGAACGAGAUCCCGUGGACCUAGCGCUCGAAUGGACAGCUAGCGAGAACAAUUGCCCCAUUCCCGUCAUUAUGCCAGCACAUGAAAGACGACCAGGUGGAGAUUGGGAAGCCGGUGUCAUGCAACCAGAGGAAUGUUUAGCUAGGCGAAGCACUCUCUAUACUUGCCUGACCACUCCAGCAUCAGACAACAUAACCACAAAUAACUACCCCGUUCCCGAACGAGCUGGUAUCAUCUCUCAAAACGUUGUGGUUUUUCGCAAUGGACCAGAGAAGUAUGAGCCGUGGUCAGAAUACAAAUCACUACCGAUAAUCUCCGUCCCUACCGUCAAACGUCCUAAACUUGACAGCUCCGGCAAGAAGUACUCUUUCAAGACAGAACGCGAAUUAAUGAAAGCUUCCAUCAAAACCGCCUUGCGGAUCGCGAUAUUCUAUGGAUAUGAUAAGAUUGUGAUUGGAACAUUUGGUCUUGGUCCAGGUUUCAAGAACCCGCCCGAAGAAGUUGCCAACAUCUGGCGUGAGCUACUGGUCCGCGACAACGAGUUCAACCAGCAGUUUUCGGCCAUCAUCUUUGCCUUUGAGUCAUGUGAAGGUGCGGGGGGUUCCAGUUCUAGCAGCCCAAGCUCAUCAUCGAAAGCUUCAAAAUCAUCAAGCGCAAGUAACAAGACUUCUUUCACCCACGAACUCGACAUAUUCAGACAAAUGUUCAAGCCAGCAAAUCUCCACGGUGCUUUCAAAUCUUGA